Molecule: messenger RNA, 1297 nt
Organism: Mercenaria mercenaria
Lineage: Eukaryota; Metazoa; Mollusca; Bivalvia; Venerida; Veneridae
Exons: 2
Coding region: 357-1085 (242 amino acids)
Source: RefSeq, a predicted model, not a curated record
ACUGCAUUCUGCAAUGGUUGAUUAAAAUUAGAAAUAUGAAUUAGUGUUAGUAAUUCAUGGACAUAACAGGGGGAAAAUUUUAAUGCGAUCGGAAUUUCACUUCAUUGUAAGGAACAUUCAGCUAAAGUUUGAUCUAUACUCGCGCUGAUUUACAUUCAAACACGUUAAGUUCUAAACAUAUUUCUAAUAGAAAUCUUCUGUCCUGAAGCAAUUUGGAACGACACGAUUACAUAUAAGAUGGUUGCUGUUGUGAAGACCCUUGACUACCUCGGCAACCGGCCCAGGCUAAUUGUUGCUGGAAAUUCCUUCCUGAUGAUAAUAUCGCCUUUGUUGAUCGCAAAAACUCCUGCCUUCUCAUGACGAAUACGGACAAGGAGACGUUUGAAGAACUAGACCUGGUCAAGUUGUUGCCAGACAAUUAUCGUAACUUGAAGGGUAAUGAAGUGAUAAAGCCAUCAGAUGUAAACAAAGGUUUUGAAGACGAUCAGCUCCUUAUAACUUUUACAGGAAAAGACUUCUCUUUUGCUGUUGCUUGUAAGCUCGAAAAGAAAAACGAAAGUUUCGUAUUGAUACCUGUAUUUCCACCAGUUAAAAUCUCCAACAGAACACGGUCAGUUAUAGCCAUUGACAGCGAUCAUGUCUGUGCAACAACAGAAUAUUAUGUUAUCAUUAAAAGAAAAGAUGACGACACGGACACUGAUGUCAAGUCACAUCCACGUGUUAAGCGUGACAGAGGUGGUCUAUUGAUGGCCGAUGGGCAGGGACGGUUUUAUUAUGGAGAUGGCGAUUGCUUUGUAGGUUGCCACUGGGAUGGUACGCAAAUUAGCGAAGAAUUCAGAGUAUCUGACCGUAGAAUGAAGUUUCCACAAGGUUCUGCCAUUGCCUCUUCAGGAAGAAUUCUUGUAUGUUGUGAUUCAUCCCAUACAAUCUACAGUAUUUCAUGCGAUGGAAAAGACUUCAAGGUCGUUCACUUUGAUGGCGAAAAGUGGUUUGGUGACAUAGAUUUCAACUCCAGCGGCAAGCAGUUUUUCACAUCAUUUUGGCACGACAAUAAGUGGCCAGUACUUUUUAAAUAUGAAGCCUGAAACAUGUUAUUACUGUAACUCCAAUGUAGAAUUUUAUCUUUUGCUGUGUUUCUUAGUUAUGUUUUUUUCUGGAAUUUUAAGUGAUAAUGUUAUUUAGUUCGUCCAUAUUCGUUGCAUUCUUGUGAUAUUAGAAAACUGUUGAUUAUUCAACUCUAACAACUUGAGUCAGCUAAAUAGUUUCCCCUGAAAUUAAUAAAAUCAGUAAAAAGAUC